AUGGAUAGCAGCCAGAAGGUAGCCCUAAUGAGUAAUGAAAAUGCUAAACAUUUAUCAGUCAUGGAGCCGAAAAAGUACAAGAACGAUCAAUCAAAAUUAAGCUCUACUCCAGAAGAAACAGGCGAUCAAUCCCGCUGUCUCAUCUGUAUGGAGAGCAAUAGUUGUGGAAGAGUUAUUUCAAGAACAAAACUGAUGAAUACUUUGAUUGGAAAACGGAAACCGCAAGAAGCUGUGACCGUCUUCAAUAGUCUGGCUGAAGAAGGACAUAGGCCAACUAUCAUAACAUACACAACACUUGUGGCUGCGCUAACACGUCUAAAGCGUUUCAAGUCUAUUCCGUCGCUUCUUUCAAAAGUUGAAGAAAAUGGAAUGAGGCCAGAUUCUAUACUCUUCAAUGCCAUGAUCAAUGCUUUUUCUGAUUCUGGAUUCGGAGUCAUUGGAAAGCCUUAUGAAGCCAUGAAAUUGCUAGAGAUGAUGUAUCAGGACGGAAACGUGAAACCGAACGAGAGAACGUAUAAUAUUCUCAUCCAAGCUUGGUGUACCAAGCAUGAUUUGGAAGAGGCGUGGGAUGUUCUGCAAAAAAUGGUGGACUCCGGUCUGCAACCUGACGUGGUCACAUACAACACGCUGGCGAGAGCGUAUGCUCAGAAUGGUGAGACAUUUGAAGCUGAAAGGUUGAUAUUUAAAAUGCAGCAGUAUGAUAACAAAGUGAGGCCUAAUGAACGAACUUGCGGUAUCAUAAUAAACGGUUAUUGUAAGGAAGGUAACAUGGAAGGAGCCUUGAGAUUUUUAUACAAAAUGAAAGAGCUUGGAGUGCAUCCAAAUCCCGUAGUUUUCAACUCCCUUAUCAAAGGAUAUUUAGACAUUACAGACACAGAUGGAGUCGACGAGGCAUUGACAUUGAUGGAAGAAUUCGGGAUCAAACCAGAUGUAGUGACGUAUAGCACCAUCAUGAAUGCAUGGAGUUCAUCCGGGCUUAUGGACAAUUGCGAAGAGAUAUUCGAUGACAUGGUGAAGGCUGAGAUAGAACCUGACAUCCAAGCUUAUAGUAUACUUGCUAAAGGCUAUGUACGCUCCAGGCAGCCAGAUAAAGCCGAGGCUCUACUGACUUCGAUGACCAAGUACGGUUUACAACCAAAUGUUGUGAUCUUCACUACUAUCAUUAGCGGAUGGUGCGCCGCUGGAAAAAUGGACCGUGCUGUUAGACUUUACGAGAAAAUGCAGGAAAUGGGAAUUCCGUUGAAUUUGAAAGCUUAUGAAACUUUAAUAUGGGGGUAUGGAGAAGCAAAGCAACCUUGGAAAGCAGAAGAGUUACUUGUUACUAUGGAAGAAAGUGGUGUAGUUCCUGAAAUGUCCACUAUCGAGCUGGUUGCUUAUGCUUGGCGUGCCAUCGGUUUCUUUGAAGAUGCAAAUAGAAUUCUCAAUGGCUUACAAGAAAAAUCUGAGUAUGAUGAAAAUUUCGAUAGUGAAAAGAUACCGGGGCAGAACAUGGAAAGAAUUUAUACGAAACAGAAACUCGGUGCUUCUCAGCCUAAUAAUCUACUGCAAAUGCCUGGUAUAGUGGCAAGUCAACCAGAAAGAACCACUAAUAACGGCAACAUAAAAAGCCAAAUGAUAGUUAAAACAUAUAAAACGACGCGGAAUGCUAACGUUUCGAUGGUUUUUGUUCGUGCGAAUUCAUACGGAGUACAGCCAUUGAUUGUAAGUAGGCAUCAAAUUCAUAAUCAGAUCAUUAGGCCUUUACUUGAUUGUUGUAGAUUAGUGUCGAUACAUUGUUGA
This is a messenger RNA of Vicia faba (fava bean), 1779 nucleotides long. The record is from the annotation of a GenBank genome assembly. NCBI's taxonomy places the organism in Eukaryota, Viridiplantae, Streptophyta, Magnoliopsida, Fabales, Fabaceae.